AUGAAUCCCAAUUGUAAUAGAGUCAGAGAGUUUUUCAUUAGACCAAUAAAAGAUAGUAUUACUCCCAACGCUGGUAAUUCUAUUAAUGGUAAAAAUAAGAAAACCAUAAACGAACUAACCAAAUAUUCACAUAUCUUUGAUCCUCAGCAUAAAAUAAAUGAUGAAGUUAUGGCAGUUAAAAAUCAAAGCACAAGGCAUUGUUGUCCAAAUAAUUUUAUUAAAUUUAGGAAAACAAAUAGCACAAAAUCUAAAAACAAUGGCACAACUGAUAUCAAAGGUAUCUUAGGUUCAAUGCAAUUUUUCUUUUAUUCAUCCAAUUAUUUAUAUCGUAAAGAAAGUAUAGUUUAUCAUUGCGAUUUUUUCAGAUUAUUAUAUAUCCCAGAUACUCAUUUCUUAAGUUUGUUUAAAAAAAGUACACCAUCUUUCCACGUAACUCAAAUCGGAGAAGUAUAUUAUAAUGGUAAUUUGGUAGGAACUCAAUAUGCUGAAAGCCCAGUGAUACGGAAUGUUACAUCUGUUUCUCCAUCUUUGGUCAAUCCAUCUGUCGUUAGUAAAAAUACUGAACAAUUUGAGAAAGAUGCAACUCUAGAUAAGGUAAAGAGGGGGGGAAAGUCAAAUAAUAUAAAGCAUAACGUUAAGAUAAAUCAUAAAAUGCUAGGUAAUAAGGAAUUGGAUUUACUAGUAAUGAAAAGGGGAUUAAAUAUUCCAAGAAAUUAUUUGUACUUAAGAAAAAUGGUUAAACGUAAAAUUAAAAAUACAUUUCUUAAAAAAUGGACCGAAUUAAAUGGAUACAAAGCUAUUGAAGAGCAGGAGAAAUUUCAAACUUGUAUUGAUAGAAUAAAACAGAUAGAAAUUUUAUUGAAAUGUAACGAUAAUAAUAAAAAGAAGAAGUCAGUUAACAGCACAGAAGAAUUUCUUCGUCGAAACGUUUUAGAAACGGAAAAAAAUGAUUUGCUCAAAGUAUUAAAGGAUAAUUGUAAAUAUAUAGAUAAUUUGGGUAGAACUAAAAGAGGUGUAGCGAAAAAUGGGAUUUAUAUGUUUCAAAUUUUAAUUUUCCCGGAUGAUAGAACUAUUGAUGAAUUCAAAGUUCAUGUAAACAAAAGUGUCCAAAUUGUAAGCGAAAAAGAUUGGUACAAGCAAAUAGAUUUUUGGGUUAAUAUUGUAAAUAACAAAGUGAAUAUAAACACUUUAAAUGGAAUUUUAAAAAAAGAAGGUUUAAUGUAUAAAGUAUAUGAAAAAUAG
Molecule: messenger RNA, 1242 nt
Organism: Saccharomycodes ludwigii
Lineage: Eukaryota; Fungi; Ascomycota; Saccharomycetes; Saccharomycodales; Saccharomycodaceae
Gene: PET130
Product: Pet130p
Exons: 1
Coding region: 1-1242 (413 amino acids)
Source: RefSeq, a predicted model, not a curated record